AUGUGCACUAACGCGGGCUUCCAGCUAAAAAUGGCGACCAGUCUUGAUGAUGACGAUACUCGGAAUCUACUUCUCUCCUACCAUUCCGCAUAUAUGCCGCCUUACUCCCCGUUAAAGACAAUCAGAGAUAUCACUCCGCCAACAACCCCAGUGGGUGCUAAACGCCAGUUAUCUGAGGCGAAGCUAAGAAGACAACAUACCAAACGAAAGAAUUUUAGAGCACGAAAAAAGGCACAGAAGGCAGCUAGGUGGGAGGAAAGGUGUAACGAGGCAUUGAGAAGGCGUUGGAGAGAGAGAAUGCAAAAGUUCAAGCUUCAUCAAGAGUUAGAUAUAAAAGAAAAAGAGGAAGAGUGUAAAAAAAAGCGAGAAGCUCUUGCCACUGCUUUAGAAAAUACAGCAGUUAAAAUUCGGAGAGCAGUGAUGCAUAAAAAAUUAAUGACCACUUCAUAUGCGUUUCGGACCAGCUUGAAGAAAGUGAUACCGGUACACUAAAUCUACCUUCCUGCCGUUCAUCAGAAACAGAUCAUAAUGCUACACUACUUCAUAGCACUUCGAUGUACAGAGACAUGGCAGAAUACUACAGUGCUGAAAACCGAAGGCUAAAAGUCAAAGCUAGUGAAAGUAUAGAAGCUGUUCGUCAAUUUUGGCGAAAUAAUAUUCUAGAGGAACGCACAAGGGCUGGAAAAAUGGUGAUGAUUUCCCUGAGAAAAGCAUCUAGUCAAACACUAACAGAUUAACCAUGUUUUUCAUACCUUUGUAUGCGUGCAUGGUCUAAGACCUUCAUGAUUAUUAUUAAAAAAACAUUGAAAACAAAAAUAUAAA
This is a messenger RNA of Geodia barretti, 822 nucleotides long. The record is from the annotation of a GenBank genome assembly. Lineage: Eukaryota; Metazoa; Porifera; Demospongiae; Tetractinellida; Geodiidae.